GAUUUGAGACAAUCACAAUUGACUAUUGAGUGAUUUGACUAUUUUGACUACCUACUUGGUACUUAAGUUUGAAAAUACGAAAUGUCCACUUCAACGUCUAAUUGUUUAAACAAUAAAAAAAAAGGUGGAGCAGAAAAAAUGCGUGACAAAAGAAAAGCCCAGCUCAAAGUAAUAGCAAACGAUUCAAAACAGAGAAAACUUAAUUUUUCUGUUAGACCAAGUGCUUCAGCUUCAUCAAACGAUGAUGUAAUGUUGAUUGAAGACAAUUUUAAAGUGUCAUUGUUGCCAUUGGCUAUCGAAAAAGAAUGUUCGUUGGUUAAAGACAUAUACAAAUCUGUAUUGCCUGUAGAAAUAGAAAAAGAAAGUGUAUUGGUUAAGAAUUCAGAAUCAGAAUGUAUAACUUUAAACCAUACAAUUGUUCCUGGACAUGGAAAUAUUUUUCAUGACAUUUCUAUUUCAAAAAAUGAUAGUCCUGUUCAACCUGAAUUGGUAAAGUUUCCUGUUACUAACGGUCGCCGAUUCAAUACAAAAUACUAUAAAGAUUAUGAAUGGUUAGAAUAUUCAGUAUCAAAAGAUUCACUGUUUUGUUUUGUAUGUCGGCAUUUUGGGGCUAAUAUUCCAUCACCAGGUGAGAUGUAUGGUAAUUAUAGUUUUGUAAACAAUGGAAAUAACUGUAAAAAAUGGAAAGAAAUAAAAUCACCAUUGGAUCGCCAUCAAAGAAUAAACAGACAUGUUAUUUCUGUGCAGCGUUGGGUAGAUUAUAGAUCAGUCCAGGCAAAAAAUAAUUUAUCUAUAGCCAACCAAUUAAAUUCUUCAAGACAACAUGAAAUAAAUGAAAACCGUUUACAUGUACAUUUUUUACUUAAGGCUACACUAUUUUUGGCGAAACAAGGAUUACCUUUUAGAGGUCACAAUGAAACGUUUACAUCAACAAAUAAAGGUAAUUUUAUUGAACUACUACAAAUGUUUGGUGAUGAAAAGUUAAACCAAAAGCUACAGUCUAGGUAUGGACAUUAUACUAGUCCUGAAUACCAAAAUGAUUUAAUUGCAAUAAUUGCAAAAUGCACAAGACAACAAAUAUUAAAGAAAAUUAAUAAAUUUGAUGUUUUUACAAUUAUGGUGGAUGAGACAAAAGAUAAAUCUAAGAAAGAACAAAUGAGUUUUGUUAUAAGGUUUCUGGAUGAUAAUUUUAAUAUACAUGAAAAAUCCAUUGGCUGUUACCACAUGGUUAAAUCUGAUUCUGAAAGCUUAUUUAAUCAAAUAAUUAAUAUAAUCUCAGAAAAUAAUUUAAAUAUAAACAAAUGUGUUGCACAAUGUUACGAUGGUGCAUCAGUUAUGAGCGGAGCGUAUACAGGUGUUCAAGAACGAAUACGCAGUAAAGUGUCACACGCAAUAUAUGUGCACUGCUAUGCGCACCGCCUUAAUUUAUGUUUAAUUCAAACUUUGCAAAAUAUACCAUUCGUUGUAAAUUUUUUUAAUACAGUGCAAGAAACGUAUAAGUUUUUAAUGAAUGGACAAACAAGAUACGAGUUAUUUAUUAAAGUUCAAAAAGACCACAAUUUACCCGUGUUACAUUUAGAACGUUUAGUGGACACUAGGUGGGCUUAUUGGUAUAGUUCAUUAAGUAAAAUUAAUUCAAGAUAUACAGAAAUAAUUGAAGUACUUAGUAUACUUGGUGAAGAAGGUGAUCAAACGGCUAGGGCAACUGGAAUUUUAAAUGAAAUGUCUAAAUUUUCUUUUAUUAUUAUGGCGAUUGCAAUGGAAUCUCUUCUUAAAGUUAUACAUUGUGCUUCUACAGAACUUCAAAAUUCAAGUAUUAUUUUACCAGCAGCUAUUGAUCUGAUAAAAUGUACUAGACAAAGUUUAAAUGAAAUGCGGAGUGAUACAUUUUGGGUUGAUACAAUAAAAAAUGCUGAAUUAAUUGCUACUAAAAAUGGAAUUCCUACAAAUCACAGAUCUAGCAGAUCACUAUGUUUCAAUAAAAGGCUCAAAGACUACUUUACUGAAUCAUCAGUAGGGAAUACUUCAAAUAACACACUAAAUAAUUCAGUGAAUGAAUUAAAAGUAUUAUUUUAUUCAGCAAUUGAUAGGUAAGUGUUCUGCAGUGUUAUUACAGUUUAAAUAUUUGAAAUAAGUUAUGAUUUGAAAAUAUGAUUGAAAUAAUUGCUUACCAAUGUAACUAGGGACUUAUUUUGUUAUUUACAAUUUUUUUAUAGAUUUAUGAAUGAACUUGACAAACGUUUUAAUGACACUAACAACAAUAUUAUU
Aphis gossypii (cotton aphid) is the source of this 2268-nucleotide messenger RNA. Its product is annotated as zinc finger MYM-type protein 1-like. The record is from RefSeq and is a predicted model, not a curated record. Lineage: Eukaryota; Metazoa; Arthropoda; Insecta; Hemiptera; Aphididae. The transcript has 3 exons. The coding region runs from base 82 to 2094 and encodes 670 amino acids.